CGCCAUGUGGAAUCCAGCAUGGUCUGAAGCGGUGUGUUGAGUCGGUUCGUUUACACCUGCCUUCCCAACGUUAUUCAAUGGAUUUGAAGGAUAGCAGUGAGGAUGAAGACCCACAGAAUAUAUCGGCAUUCAGCAAGUUUGACGAAAGUAUCGAGGUGCGUAACGCCGAAGAGAUUCAAAGUCCCGUUCAUAUGAUGAGCUUGUCGACGGUGCAAAGGAGUCCGAAAAGUUCCGCUGGCGACAGUUCCCCAAAUAUCGGUGGUGGAAGUCCGUCCAGAAUCGUCAAUCCUACGCGCUCAACAAGAUAUUCGAGUAAAGUCUCGGAGCACCUACCACUUGCAUCGUUUGGGAAGCCAAGUGGAUUGAUGAAUGAUGGCUCGGAAAGCGAUGAAACGGAUGACGAUGACAUACAGAGUGGAACAGCUAAGGUUCUCGAAACUUACGAUCCAAGGGACUUCGAGGAUCUUCAGGUUUCAGCUGAGAUCAAGGAGCUAUUUGAGAACAUUGUGAGAUUCUCUCCGCAGAAAAUUGACCUAGACUACAAAUUAAUUCCAUUUGUACCAGACUAUAUACCUGCGGUCGGUGAUAUCGACGCUUUCAUCAAAGUCCCGAGACCUGAUGGUAUUGCGGACAAAGUGGGACUGAUGGUUCUAGAUGAGCCAUGUGCGAAUCAAUCGGAUCCAGCUGUUCUUCACUUACAGUUGCGAAGCCAUAGCAAAAGUGCUGGACCAGCAACGCAAGCCGUGAUCAAGCGGAUCGAAGAUCCCGAGAAAAAGGCGAAGUCUAUUGAAAAGUGGAUCGAUGACAUGAAUCAGUUGCACCGAAGCAGGCAUCCGCCGACAGUCCAACUUUCGAAGCCGAUGGUAGACAUUGAUGCGCUAAUGCAGCAAUGGCCAGCGGAGGUGGACGAAAAGCUUGAAAAUACCUCUAUUGACCUCUCUCAGUUGGAUUGCGACCUGCCAAGUCUUGUCGACAUCGCUUGCACUUUAGUCGACAUCCCGGUUCAUUCCGAAGCCAGAAUGGAAGCACUCCAUACGAUGUUUACAUUAUUUUUAGAAAUCAGAGAUCAUCAAUAAUAGUUUUAAUUAGGACACAGAUCAUCGUAUGAUCAGUCGAGCAGUGAACAUGAAAUCUUCAGUAUAAUCCCCAUGAAUGUAUUCUCUAUUGUAUUCAUUAUUGAGCAAUGACGAUAGACAAAACGAGAACUCAUAAAUAGAUUGAAAAAAGUCUGCUAAUUUUUUUCUUGGAAAUCGGAAAUUGAAAGCUAUGUGACAUGUAAAUGAUCCAAGCCAAUUGAAAAUGAUAGUCUUCCGAAAUUUGAAUUUGAGAUAGUCCCUUAAGAGAAACAUCCCUCCACUUCUCCCGGUUCCAUACUCUCGACAUAACGGUGAACGAUUCGAAUAUCGCGCCUAAUGGUAAGCGCUGCAAGUGCGACGUAGUGCGAUAAGCUGCCGCCCUAGUAUAAGUUGUUUUUGUUUAUAUGGAAAUGUCAUCACAGAGUAAUAUACGUUUAUUUAGCAUAAUUCAUGGGGGAUGGUCAUGGUUAAGGGUUGAAACAGAAUAAUACGUUGGUUGAAUGUCUGAAAUAUGGUAUAAAACUCAUAGGAAAACACUUCCGACUUCGUAUCAGCGUUUGUGCAACAGAGUUGGACUUUGAACUACAUUUCACGACACCAAAAGCAACAGUGGAUUGAAUAAUGGACAAGAUAAUGACGAUGGGAAUGACAAUCGUAUCACGUGGUCAAAUUUUACGCAGCUAUGACAGAGCUUGCUCAAUCUUUCCUGGUAUUACUUUUCCGUACACACAUAUCUAUGAAUCAUACAGUUAUGUUUACCAUCAAAGUAUCAAUGAUAAUCCUUUUGUCUAACAAGAAUCGAGGCACGAUUUGAACGUCCUUGUCACCGUGCAAGUUAGUGAGCUAGAGACAUAGGCUCAUUCAAAAAAAUAUAUUCUAACGAGAACUGAAGACAUUUAAUUACAUAGAUCAGUGAAAGAAUCUGGUUAAUUUCUCACCCGUGCAUUGUAGUUGUGUUAGUUUUGAUUAGGCACUGUUUCAACUAGUGCUACGCUGUCAGUUCAGCAUGAGUUAUUUUUCUCUGUGUCAUGUGAUACGUAGUAGCUAUAAAGUUGCUUGAAAUCUAUUGACGAUAAUGACAAAGACUCGUAAAAGCGUAAUUAAAUCAAUGAAACUCUUUUAUCUUAAUUAUUACAUGCAGUUUAACAAGUGGCAGUAGGUGGAAUCGAACUGAUUUUCUGAUUUAAAAACAAUGGAGCCCAAUGGACCGACAGUGUCAAAUGUGUCAGUAAAUGAUAGUGUUGAUGGAAUCACAGAUUAUGA
This is a messenger RNA of Athalia rosae (coleseed sawfly), 2339 nucleotides long. It is a transcript of the gene IFT46, whose product is annotated as intraflagellar transport protein 46 homolog. The record is from RefSeq and is a predicted model, not a curated record. Gene Ontology annotation, biological process: cilium assembly; intraciliary transport. The transcript is spliced from 3 exons. Gene Ontology annotation, cellular component: centrosome; intraciliary transport particle B; motile cilium. Lineage: Eukaryota; Metazoa; Arthropoda; Insecta; Hymenoptera; Athaliidae. Bases 78 to 1076 code for a protein of 332 amino acids.